AUGACAGUAACACCGUCAACAACACCAGAAUUCCAAUCAUUUUUCGAAUUACUACCCUUCACGGGUGAUGUUCGUCAGAAUGUAGUCCAUUGGCUCAAGACGUUCAAUGAAGUCUGCGCAACAGCUGACUUUCACGACGAUCAACGCCGAUUAUGGCUUCCGCUCAAAUUACGUGGUGGACCAAAAUCAUGGUAUCGUCUGGAGCAGCAAACUUUGGUGAAUUACAACUGGAAAGAAGUACAAAUGGCAUUCAUUGAGGCAUUUGGCACAUCCAGUCAAAUCGAACAAGCGUCCAGAUCCUUGAGGACUCACAUUGCAUCACAUGAAACGGAAAAUUCGGUGGCAGAAUUUCGGUCAGACAAAGUCGCAACGACAACAAAUAAAACGCAAAACGCAUCACCUCCAAAAGGUGCUUUAAAUAAAACAUCAAAAGCACGAAGAGAAUCAUUGUCGACAAGAAGUCCAAAUGAUGAAGGCAGCGAAGUUAAAACGUCUGAACAUGAACAUGAGAAUGAAGAAGACGUAGAUCAUGCUCAACACCAAAAUGUUCACUUAGUAGCUGAAUUAGCAUCCAACGUAGCCGAUACAGCCUCAAAUAUUGUGGAGGAAAUAACAAACGUAUUCGCAACAAAUAAUGAUGAGAAACAUAAAGAUGAUAAGAACAAAAACUC
This is a messenger RNA of Didymodactylos carnosus, 671 nucleotides long. Lineage: Eukaryota; Metazoa; Rotifera; Eurotatoria; Philodinida; Philodinidae. The record is from the annotation of a GenBank genome assembly.